CGACUCGAGCCAGCAUUUUAUUACAUAAAAAAAGAAAACAGGUGUUGUGUAGAUUUUAUUAAUCGGAACAUUGAUUACAUAUGCACUAGAGGAAAUCGAGUUCGAGUACCAGUACCAGCAGAUGAAUCUCAAAGAAAUGAGAAUGUUGUAUUCAAUAAUGCGUCGUUUCACGUGUUGAAACGCAAAUGCACAAUUAAGACAAUUAAUAAUUGCGUAAUUUUCCGAUUGUGAGUGUUUGAGCGUGCAUCUGUAGCAAAGGCUUCAGCGGCAAAAUUCAAACAGAAUUGAUUUUGUCUACUGGAAUUUUCUUGUUUACUUUUAGUCCUCUCAGGGUCUCACGCUGUCAGUCUCAUUUGGUGGUUCAACGAACUUGUAGGAAGGAAAGUGCACUUUCGCUUUACAAGAUGUUUUCACUUUCGCCUAACAAAUCUGUGUUUAGAAAUUAUUUAGACAUUUUCUCCGGAUAAAGACCACAUUAUUCUCAUUAAGACAUAUUAGGGGUUAGAGCGAUCAGAAAUUUUAAUAAAACACCAUGAAUUGCUGUUGAGACCGGUUGAGACUCAGUUGAGACUUUGGAAGCAGUACAUCAUUCGAGCCACCGGGAAAUUCAUUGCCAAACGGAUAGUAAGCCGAUAAACGACGCAAUAACCAGCUUGGCAACCAGUUCUCAAAAGUAUUCGGCGGUGCAAGGUCUUGGUUUCAAACUCCCGUCAUUUCUUUAGUUUAUAAAGUUUCUUAACAAGUCAACAUAACAGAAAAUGCGCGUAAGAGUAAAUCACUGUUGUUGCGGUUGCUCCCUACAAACUGGUACCAAAAUUCUUGGAUGGCUUGGCUUGAUAGGUGGAUUCUUACAAAUGCUUCGUUUUGCAAUGAUGAUGCCUGACUGCGACUAUCCAGAAACCAAUAUUUGUAUUGGUGUCCUGGUUGGCUUGGUUGUUUGGAACGCAGUCAGCAUCCUGGUUUUAUUUUCCGCCCAUAAGAAUAGCAGGCCCAGUCUUAUGUUACCUUGGCUUAUUUGCAAGGCCGUAUUAAUACUUGUAGGUAUUGGCCUAGGAUUAUUCUUGUCCAUACAUGGAAUGCAAGUCAAUCAAUUGGUUACCUUUGGAAUUGUCUUCUUUUUUGCCUUCGGAUCCGCCCUUGGCAUCUACUUCUGGUUGGUCGUCUAUAGCUACUAUCAACAGCUGAAAGAAGAGCUAUCGUCGUCAAAAAAAGACCAAUUUCAAUUUUCCAAAUUCAAUUCCAGUAACGAUGUUUAGUACUAUAGUUUGACGCUGCCAAAUGUGGGUAGUCAACAGAUUUUUGUUUGUUUUUAAAUCAACUGAUUUUUAUUGGUACAAUGAUUGUAAUCUCUAAGAAAUCCCAAAUUACAAGUAGUGAAAUCAA
Molecule: messenger RNA, 1383 nt
Organism: Daphnia pulex (common water flea)
Lineage: Eukaryota; Metazoa; Arthropoda; Branchiopoda; Diplostraca; Daphniidae
Exons: 3
Coding region: 759-1256 (165 amino acids)
Source: RefSeq, a predicted model, not a curated record